This is a messenger RNA of Schistosoma turkestanicum, 231 nucleotides long. Lineage: Eukaryota; Metazoa; Platyhelminthes; Trematoda; Strigeidida; Schistosomatidae. The record is from the annotation of a GenBank genome assembly.
AUGAGUAGUAGUAGUAGUAGCAGUAGUAGUAGUAGUAGUAGUAGUGUGAGUAGUAGUAGUAGUAGUAGUAGUAGUAGUAGUAGUAGUAGUAGUAGUAGUAGUAGUAGUAGUAGUGGUAGUAGUAGUAGUAGUAGUAGUAGUAGUAGUGGUAGUAGUAGUAGUAGUAGUAGUAGUAGUAGUAGUAGUGUGAGUAGUAGUAGUAGUAGUAGUGUCUAUAAUUCCCUAAAAUGA